GUGGCCGCCGACUGGACCACGCUGGCCGAGGAGCUGGGCUUCGAGUACCUGGAGAUCCGGCAGCUGGAGGCGUACCCCAACCCCACCGGUGGCCUGCUGGAUGCCUGGCAGGGCCGCGCCGACGCCUCCGUGAGCCGCCUGCUGGAGCUGCUGGCCAAGCUGGGCCGCCAAGACGUCCUGGAGGAGCUGGGGCCCAGCAUCGAGGAAGACUGCAAGAAAUACAUUAAGAAGCAGCUGGAGGAGGCGGCUGAGAAGCCCUUGCAGGUCCCAGCUGUAGGCAGCACUAUCCCUCAGUCGGAGACUCCAACAGGCCUCACCACACUUGACGAUCCACUGGGACAUGUGCCCGAGUGCUUCGACGCCUUCAUCUGCUACUGUCCCAACGACAUCCAGUUUGUACAGGAGAUGAUCCGGCAGCUGGAACAGACGGACUAUCGGCUCAAGUUGUGCGUGUCUGACCGCGAUGUCCUGCCUGGCACCUGCGUCUGGUCCAUUGCCAGUGAGCUCAUCGAGAAGAGGUGUCGAAGGAUGGUGGUGGUCGUCUCAGAUGAUUAUCUACAGAGCAAAGAAUGUGACUUCCAGACCAAGUUUGCGCUCAGCCUCAGUCCGGGUGCCCAUCAGAAGCGGCUGAUCCCCAUCAAGUACAAGCCAAUGAAGAAGGAGUUUCCCAGCAUCCUCCGGUUCAUCACAGUCUGUGAUUACACCAAUCCCUGCACUAAGUCCUGGUUCUGGAUCCGCCUGGCCAAAGCCCUGUCCCUGCCCUGA
Elephantulus edwardii (Cape elephant shrew) is the source of this 765-nucleotide messenger RNA. RefSeq names its product myeloid differentiation primary response 88 (gene MYD88). The transcript has 5 exons. The annotation marks the transcript as partial. Gene Ontology annotation, biological process: Toll signaling pathway; positive regulation of canonical NF-kappaB signal transduction; MyD88-dependent toll-like receptor signaling pathway. Gene Ontology annotation, molecular function: Toll-like receptor binding; TIR domain binding. The record is from RefSeq and is a predicted model, not a curated record. Lineage: Eukaryota; Metazoa; Chordata; Mammalia; Macroscelidea; Macroscelididae. Gene Ontology annotation, cellular component: plasma membrane.